Molecule: messenger RNA, 3765 nt
Organism: Trichoderma citrinoviride
Lineage: Eukaryota; Fungi; Ascomycota; Sordariomycetes; Hypocreales; Hypocreaceae
Product: histidine kinase
Exons: 3
Coding region: 1-3765 (1254 amino acids)
Biological process (GO): phosphorelay signal transduction system; phosphorylation
Molecular function (GO): phosphorelay sensor kinase activity
Source: RefSeq, a predicted model, not a curated record
AUGGCAGCAAAUCCGGUGAAGGCUGCCAGGCUGGUGUCCGAGUCGGCCAGAGAGCGCGAGACGUUUGAGUACUCCUCGUCGCUCCUCCGCACCGUCAGGCUCAACGAGACCGGCAAGCCCACGCCUUCGACCGAGCUCGCGGCCGCCGACGAUGUCAUCCUCACGGGCCUCGCCCAGCUGGGGGCGCUGCAGACGGGCACCGACCGGGCCCUCAUCUCGCUGUUCGACGCCACCCGCCAGUGUAUCGUGGCCGAGGCCACGCCCACCCAGCGCCUGUAUCCGUCCCUCAGGAGCGACGACUGUGAUCGGCCGCUCUGGCUCUGCGGCACCGCCAUCCCCCGUAGCCACGGCUUCUGCGAGAUGACCCUCCUCGGCGACAAGGCCCUCGAUGCCUCCGACGGCGAGACGCCCAAUCAACUUCCCCUGACCAUUGCCCACGACCUCGUCCACGACCCUCGCUUCUCGGCCAAGCCCUUCUGCCAGCUGGGCCCUUCGGCUCGCUUCUAUGCCGCCGUCCCGAUUCGAACUCGACGCGGAAUCAACAUUGGCGUUUACUGCGUCAUCGACGAGACGCCCAACAAGACCUGGACCGAUGUCCACUCCCAGCGACUACGGGACAUAUCCUGGGCCAUCAUGGACCAUCUCGAGGCACAGAGGCUCAAGGGCGUGCACAAGCGGGACGUACGGAUGAACAGGGGCCUGGGAUCGUUUAUCGAGGGAAAGCCCACAAUAUUCGGCUGGCAGAAGACUUCACAGGAUCCCGAAUGUGGCGAUAACGACGCACAGCAAGACGACGAGCUCAGUCACCGGCAGCAGUUUCUCCAACGGCAGCGAGAAGAGGCGCUCGAGGACGACCUCGUGGCUAAUCUAUCACCAACGACUCAGGUAGCCAAUCCAAUGAGCACGACACUGCUAGGCAACGACGCCAUCCCGAAGCCGAUCCCGAUUCCAAAUAACGACGCAUUUCUUGGCCGUGACCGGCGUACGCUCUCCGCCGCCAGCUCGGAAACCACGCCACCUGCGUUCAAGCCCAUGGCUGCUUUGACGGAAGACGAAAGCUCGAUAGUCAUCCUCUCAAAGGCUGCCAACAUUGUUAGAGAGUCGAUCGAGGUGGAGGCCUGCCUGUUCUUCGAGGCUCCGAUCCAGCCAUAUUUGUCUCCGGCGCAGAGCAGCUCCGCGACUGAUGAGGGAAGCGACUCCUCCAGCUCGAGCAGUAGCGACGAAGAUGAUAUUAGGCGUCCGAUUAAACCUGCGCCGCAAUGCAGGAUCCUCGGUUAUUCUACGUCCAAGUCUUCUAGCAUCAACGGGACUGCUCCCAGUCUGUCCUGGGUGAACCUCACGGAUAAAUUUCUGUCCAAGCUUCUUCGACGGUAUCCCAGGGGCCAGAUAUUCAACUUUGGAGCCGAUGGAGAGUUGCAACCGGACACGGCCGAAGACGAGCAGCCAUGCCAGACGCUCGACACUCUGUCAAACGGUUCUUCGUUGCCCACGAGAGGAUCGGAAGUCAACCUAUUAUCGCCGCGUGACAAGCCGCGAACGAGAGCGUCGACAAGGCGGCUCGAGGGAAAGGCUCUGUCCAAGGCCUUUCCGGGUUCUCGGAGUGUAUGCUUCGUACCGAUCUGGGACCCGAGGAAAGAUCGAUGGUAUGCCGGCGGAUUCAUCAGUACCAAGGAUGUAGCUCGAAAUUUCUCUCUCGAGCAGGAAUUAAGCUAUCUGAGAGCUCUGGGAAUGCUUGCCAUGUCCGAGAUUUUGCGAUACAAAGACCUCCGAGCCGACAAGGCCAAGACGGACGCGCUUGGGUCCCUCUCGCACGAGCUCCGUUCUCCCCUGCACGGGAUUCUACUCAACGCUGAGUUGCUGAUUGAUACCAAGCUUGACAUUUUUCAGGGCAAUGUUGCCCAUACAAUUGAGACCUGCUCCCGCACGCUUCUCGACACGGUGGACCACCUUCUUGAGUACUCUAGGAUCAAUCACCUGUCUGGACGAGACGACAGGGCUCUCAGCUUGGCAUCCAACGGCCUUGAUCUGGGCCAAUUCGGCAAGAAGUCCUUACUGCGCGACUCACAGCUCGACUACAUCGUCGAGGAAGUCAUCGAGAGCGUCUUUGCUGGCUUCAACUUCUUGCACCUGUCUGUCAAGCAGCUCUCAGAUCAUCAACGUGGCUCGAUCAACAUCAACAGCGAUGUGAAUGCCAACCACCACUCCGAUUCAUUGCAGGCCAUGGACCAGCUUGAGCCUUGGAUGACGAAGAACGGGGAGCUCAGGUGGAGCUUUGACGAUGUGUUGAUCGUCCUCUCCGUGGACGCACGGUGUAACUGGGCGUAUUGUGUUGAUGUCGGAGCCAUUCGUCGAAUCGUCAUGAACAUCUUUGGCAAUGCCUUGAAGCACACCAAACGUGGCACCAUCACGGUAUCGCUCACGCAAGAAAUGGCCCGUCUCAGGGGCCGGAAGAAGGAGCGCGUCGUCAGGUUUACGGUGCAAGACACCGGCAAAGGCAUCGGCGCGGAUUUUCUCAAACACGGCCUUUUCCGUCCCUUCUGCCAAGAAGAUCCGUUGUCACCUGGCGCAGGCUUGGGGCUCAGCCUCGUGCAGCAGAUAACGUCUCAUUUGCAGGGUGACGUUUCCAUACAGAGCGAGCUGGGCGUCGGGACUAUCGCCUCUGUCACACUGCCGUUGGAGCAACUGCCGCCGUCGUCGGGUGAGGCCCCUACAAUUUUGGAAGAAGAGGAAAAGCUGUUCAAGGAGCAGGUGGAAGAUCUCAAGGGUCUGCGUGUGCGAAUCCCCAUGGCAAAUCCUGAUUGGCGUAAGGCCGUGGUCAACAUCUGCUGCGAAUGGCUACACAUGGAGGUCAUUCCCGACACGCCAGACACAGCCGUUACGCCCGAUCUUGUACUGUGGUCUCAUAUGGACUUGGCGCGGUUGAGCGAAGACUUUGAAACGUUUGACAAGACGCCCAAUGUCGUCGUGUGCUCGAACGCGUUGGUGGCCUAUCGCCAAUCACAUAUAUUCAAGAAAGCCGGGUCGCCCGUUAUCUUUGAGUUUAUAUCUCAACCGACCGGCCCGCGUAAACUUGCGAGAACUCUGCAUUCGGCAUAUACGCGAUGGAUGAGUAGUUCCAACUCGCCGACAUCAUCCACCUCGGUUCCAAUGGUGGCCAAACGACCAAAAGGACCCAAGAGAACGCCAAGUACUUUCUCGGCCGCUGCCCAUAUGCUCAGACCAUCCUUGAGCAGGCCGGCAACGGCGAUAUCUGGAAGCAGCACUCCAUUUUGGGAGGGCGAAAGCAACUCGCCGACGUCGCCUGGCGCGAAAAGCGAACCGGCCUCAAACGUUCUCGAAGAGUCGUUGGCCCUGCGGGACAAGGCCGAGGCAACACAGCUCGACUUCUUGCUCGUUGACGACAAUUAUAUCAACUUGAAAGUGCUCUCGACGUACAUGAAGAAGCGCGGCGUUGGCUUUAAAGAAGCAAAGAAUGGCCAAGAAGCUGUGAAUUGCUUUCUCGCGCAUCCUGGCGCGUUCGCUUGCAUUCUCAUGGACAUUUCCAUGCCUGUCAUGGACGGGUUUGAGGCUACGAGACAGAUUCGGGCCCACGAAACACAGAUGGGCUUGACGCCUGUGCCCAUCAUUGCGCUCUCGGGGCUGGCCACCGAAGAUGCGCAGCAGGAGGCCUUCGGCAGUGGAAUGGAUGUGUUCCUCACCAAGCCAGUCAAGUUGGGAGCGCUGGGCGGCCUGCUCGAGUCUCAUGGGAUUCUCAACGGUGGCUGA